Molecule: messenger RNA, 2526 nt
Organism: Rhizoctonia solani
Lineage: Eukaryota; Fungi; Basidiomycota; Agaricomycetes; Cantharellales; Ceratobasidiaceae
Product: GATA type zinc finger
Exons: 7
Coding region: 1-2526 (841 amino acids)
Biological process (GO): regulation of DNA-templated transcription
Molecular function (GO): sequence-specific DNA binding; zinc ion binding
Source: RefSeq, a predicted model, not a curated record
AUGUCGCUUGCGUUCGACUCGAUCCUCGCAGAGAGUCAACAGGCUGCCAUGGAACAACACCCGGUCCCCGCGUAUGGACGUACAAGAUGUUACUGGAAUCUGCUCGACUCGGACCUCAGGUAUCUAUAUCUGGAUCCAACAUGUUUUGUGCACAUGGGAGCAGAGGCCGAGAAAGUAAUAGGAACUUGUUUGUUGGACUACGUACACCCCGAUGAACAACAAUCAGCGCGUGCGGACCUGCGGAAUGUAUUGGACAGCCGAACACUGCAUGGGAGCGUAACCCGCGUGCGAUAUGCACGACUGUCCAGAAUCAGGGCGAUUCUGGGUUGCAACGCCCCAGAUCCCUUUCCGGAUGCCGACCUCGUGACCGUCGAUGACCACUAUAUUGCCUGCGACGUCGUUAUCAAUUGGGUCUCUGACAACGUUGUGCUCUGCUUCCUGCACGCCAUCGUCGGUAAGACUACAGUUCUUGCGACCCUGAGAAGCAUGCACAUCGCUCACGCCACGCGUGAAACCAUCCGUCUAGAUAAGGGCAAGGCAGACAACGACGAGCUCAACAAAACACACUGGACCAACUGGUGUGGCACCUCUGCGAUGACCACCGAUCACGCCGCCGGGCUCUACGACCGCCUGCAAAAGCUCGUGCCCCCCUCUCAUACACCUCCCGAUCGCAUCUUUCAGAUUCUCAUCAACCAGCCGGCCCGGCCUAUACUCUUCAGUUGGCCCCCUGAGGGGUACACUGCCGGCGAAUUUGGCAAACUCGUGCACCGAAUGCAAAUAGGCGGCCCUGGAGGAGCCAAUCAUCAUUCAAAAAGUGACGACGGAGCUAAAACCAGCUGCACCAGACGUUAUAAGGCGAACCAGCAAAUUGUUGACGCUGGUGUACCGAAAGAGGUCGAGAGUAUUUUUAUUCCCCACGGUGCCGUUAUUUUUGCUUGUCACAAAGUGGUAUCGUCUCGCCCCCCGUAUCCAUCCGUUCAGCAAGGGCGUGUAGGUGAACCAGACAUGUAUAACAGCUAUCAGCCACGCCAGCCGGCAGCUUCGAAUUACCCCCCUCAGCCUCACCAGCACCCUCUCAUGCAGGGGCAUUACGCCGGUGACGCUCGUCGGAGCGCUAACGGUAGCGACUAUUCUGCGCCUGGUGUGCCUGACUCCCCUGAGUACGUGCACUCUCGGGCCACGACAUCCGGCUAUCAACGUGGCCCGGCCGACUAUAGUGCUUCGCAAUAUGGAGUGCGCGGUAUGACUUACGGACCCAAUUACGUGCAACAGUUCGAUUCGUCUUAUCCGGCCUCCACGAAUCAUCAGCGGCCUGAUGUAUACCCGCCUGCUCAACACUCUGCGGAUCACCGCAACGCCCACCAAGAUCGCGCAGAAGAUUGGGCGUAUUCACAGUCGCAACCCCCGCAUCCGCCAGUGACACAGGCGUCAGCGCAACCGUCGUGGCCGGCCCCCACAAGUAGUCCGCGACCGGCAAGUCCCAGGUCUCAAGGACCCUCGAGCUACGACGGACAGUCGUGGAUGAUGCCCCAGGGUUGGCCUCAGGGACAAUUGGAGCAGACGCCCGCUCCCCAGCAUCAGGCGCAACAAGGGUAUCCAUAUGCUACCUCUCAGCCAUUUGGCCCACCAUCGAUUCCUGGACAAUCGCAGCAGCAGCCUCUCUCGCCUCCACCUCCAUAUGCACCCAACACACCCGUAUCUCAGCCACCUCCACCUUUGGACACUCCAGCAUCGUCCAAGCGGGAUCCAUCUCCCCAAGAAGAUAUAACUAUCCCUCGAAUUCAUGCUCCUCCUAAACGCAAGCGGGAUUCGGCUCCCAAGAAGGAAGGUAAUGGCGCACCUGACCUGACUCUGGGGGAAGGGGGGCGCUCUCAGCUCAGUACCUCAAAUAAGGAAGUCAUUUCGCGCGAGCGAGGUCAGAGUACCGGUACCACAGCCCCCCGUGCAGGUGGGGCCCCUCCUCCGGGCGUCUUGCGUUGUUCGAGUUGCAAGAGUGAGACGUCUCCUGAAUGGCGCAAAGGGCCCUCGGGAAAGAAGGAUUUAUGCAAUGCGUGUGGGCUUCGCUACGCACGGUCCAAGCAGAAGAAGGAUGGAAAUACCCAACCGAAGCGCCGCCGUGAGAAGGACGUUCCACUCACUCCAGCUCCAAUGCCCGUUCCAGUCCCAGGUGGGGUAUCGUCGAACCUCCAACAGCCGGGCCAUAGUCAUCUUUCCACGUCAGCGUCCACUUCCUCAAGUUCUGUCCCUCCGUCGUGGCCCAACGCCCCGCAUGAAAAUCGGGAUCAAAAACGUAUGCGCAGCGAAACUUUUACCACCGUUUCGCAUUCUCCCUCCCCGCCUCAUUCAGAGGGACAUGGCCAACCCGAGUCUUACCCCGAAGCAUACGGCGCGCGUUACGGCCAAGCCGCGUACCCUCAAGGAUAUACGAAUGGGUAUUCUGUGGAUUAUAAUCGCAUGCCCGGUCCGGUUCCAUCAUACGUUACACCGGAGCUGCCCUCUAAUGACCGCACUUUCACUGGACAUUAG